Messenger RNA from Lingula anatina, 762 nucleotides. RefSeq lists its product as uncharacterized. Lineage: Eukaryota; Metazoa; Brachiopoda; Lingulata; Lingulida; Lingulidae. The record is from RefSeq and is a predicted model, not a curated record.
AGAAUCUCGGGGUGUUGUUGUUUGGUAUUUAUAAGACGUCGAACUUUCUUAGCCAGGCCAAGAUUCAAACCGUGCUGGGGUACUGUUGAAGAUAUUCGAACGUGGCUGUGAAAUUUCCUUUAACUAAUUUUCAAGAUGAACACUUACGUCCUGCUCGCGAUGUGUUUCUCUCUCGCUUUGGCUGCACCGCCCCCUAUAAAGUCGAUGAGAACAAAAAGGGCCGUCCCCAAUCAAGAAGACUUCUGCACCUGUAUGAAGUUCCAAUGCUUAGUCGAGCAAGGGAACAACGUGCGCUACGAGAUCACGUGCGAAGCUGCCUACAUCAAAGGGGAGCUUGGUCCUGAGUGUUCAAGGGUCCAAGAGACACACCCCUUCAGUUCAAUUAUCCGCUGUAACCCCUGCUGUGACCUCAAUGGAAAGAGAGAAUUCCCGGGCAUAGGGACUUUCACGUGCGGACAGCUGAUGAAAGCGGACCCCAACUACAAACCGUCCCAGUAUCUCACAUGCGCCGGGAUAAACAUGGAUUGAAUCAAUUUUUGUAUCAUUUCUCCGUUAAAGCUGUGGAUUUUGUUUAGACUUUUUGCACUAUCGCAAUACUGUAUGAAGAUACCCUUUUUGGCAUGCACAGGGAUUCACUUGAAUUGAACCAAUUUUUGUAUCAUUUCUCCGAAAAAAGUUAUCGAUUUUACAUUGACCUCUUGCAUUGCCACAAUACUGUAUGAAGAUCUUUUACAUGGAGAAAUAAAUGUUUUAAAAAGGACA